UCCAUCUCUCGAGACCCAGAAGUCUUCCCUGACCCUGAAGCGCUCAGGCAUCAGCGCUGGCUUGACAACCAAGGUCGCGUGAGAGACGACCUCACACCCUUUAUAUAUGGAUUUGGUCGGCGCAUAUGCCCCGGUCUACACGUCGCAAACAGAUCAUUGUUCAUAACUACCGCCCUUAUUUUUUGGGCCUUCCAGCUCAGUCUAGAUCCUACGAAGCCCUUAGAU
This is a messenger RNA of Suillus paluster, 225 nucleotides long. RefSeq names its product cytochrome P450. Gene Ontology annotation, molecular function: oxidoreductase activity, acting on paired donors, with incorporation or reduction of molecular oxygen; iron ion binding; monooxygenase activity. NCBI's taxonomy places the organism in Eukaryota, Fungi, Basidiomycota, Agaricomycetes, Boletales, Suillaceae. The annotation marks the transcript as partial. The record is from RefSeq and is a predicted model, not a curated record. The transcript is spliced from 3 exons.